This is a messenger RNA of Pseudophryne corroboree (corroboree frog), 692 nucleotides long. RefSeq names its product Jupiter microtubule associated homolog 1 (gene JPT1). The coding region runs from base 47 to 496 and encodes 149 amino acids. The transcript has 5 exons. The record is from RefSeq and is a predicted model, not a curated record. Lineage: Eukaryota; Metazoa; Chordata; Amphibia; Anura; Myobatrachidae. Gene Ontology annotation, cellular component: nucleus.
GCAACGGUGAACCCUGGCCGGUACACAAUUGCUGCGUAUUCGAGUUAUGACAACGACAUCCAUGUUUUCCGGCCUAGACCCCGAGGGCCGUAGCAGUUCCAGGUGUUUCUUUAGGAUUCUGAGACCCCCAGGCGGAGGGUCCAGCUUCUCUUUUGGAGUCGGUGAUCAGCAGCCUCAGCAACCUGCUAGACGGCACAAGAUGGCUUCCAAUAUAUUUGGCAUUCCAGAAAGUGAACCAGUGCCUGCACCAUGUGUUGUUGAAACAGGCAUUCCAGAAAGUGCAGCUUGUGGAGACUCAGAAGAUGCUCUGGCACACAGAACGUAUACGCAGGGGGAGUACAUUGAUGCUGUAGAUAACAUGGUUGAAGCAGAUGUACCUGAAACCAUGGAUUCUGGAAAAACCUCUCUACCUGCUGCUUGCCCCGAGCCCACUCCUCCUGCAGUACCCAGCAGACGAAACCCUCCAGGAGGAAAAUCCAGUCUGAUCCUGGGCUAAACAAAUUGCACCACUGCUCCAGCGUUUUCUUAAGUUUGACUGUACAUGUUUCCUUGUUUCAAAGCACUUUGUCUUGUGUUUGUUUUUUUUGUAAGACUUGGUGUGUUCCUGACUCUACUGGAAGACACUAGUUUUCUUUCUUUAUUUUCUAUUAUAAAUGUUUUUAUUUCACUUAAUAAAGAAUGUUUAAUCAGAA